AUGACAAUAGAAUUCCAAGAAAUUUUUGAAAAAUUAGCGCUCGUGUCAGAAAACGACGAUUUCGAAACUUUAAAAUAUAAAUUCAUUUUGUCGUCAUUUAUUUUUGGUUACGUUAAUGAUUAUGUGACGGAUUGGAAACGACUCUUACAUAAUGCGUACGAAAACAAGUAUCAUACUCACCUCAACCAAGAAAGGAAAACGGAUAUUUCUGAUACAUAUACUUUGUGGCAAAAAUUUGAUUUGGCGAAAUCAGGCGAAGAUAUUGAAGGCUUUUUUAAAUUUUUAAAAAAAGAAGCUAUUAGAUAUAAUUUGCAAAAGUGUUCAAAUAUGCAUGGGAUUAGAUUAAACAUUAAUGAAACAUUUAAAGAGAUUUUGGAAUUAAGUGUUAGUAAUAAUAAUAUUACAAAGGCCUUAAGUGAUUGGGUUGAAUUCGCCGACAUUCAAUUUGAUGAUGUAAUUUUAUCAGGUAUAUUCGAUACAAGAACCAUACCACAUGCAAUAAAAACAAAUCUAAAACUAAGAGGGAUUUGGGAUUUAUUCGAUGAAAAAAUCCCAAUCCUGGAACUUCCUAUUGAAUUUGAGGAAUUUAUUGAGGGACUUGUAAUAAAUGAUGAUGACAGAAUUCCUGCUAAGUAUUAUAGUAAUGAAAAUGCAAAUUACAACAAAUUAAUGAGAGAAGAAUAUCGGGCUUUUAUGAUUUUGAUUCGUAAAAUAAUGAAAUUAUGGGAUAAUCCUACCUACAAAAGCGAAGAUAUUAUGAAAAGCACGUGGAAUCAUGAUGCAGUGGGACCUAUUAUUGAAUAUAUAUUGGAUAAUAUUUAUCUUUAUCAAAAUUGGGAAACCAAAACUGUUGAAUCAUCACUUGUUUUACGAGGAAUAUCAAAAAAAAGUGACUUUCAAGGUUACAAGUCAAGCUUAAUUAAAAAAUCAUAUAAAUAUGAAUUUAUAUUUGGAGAGACUUCGUAUGAUCUAAAUCAUUCCAAUAGCAAAAUUCACAUAUAUAAUGAUCAAGUGAGAUUAGCAAAAUUUGGAAAAAUUGCUUUCGAAUCACUAUUCAACUUUAUCCCUGAAAGAUUUCACAAACGUUUGGCAGAAGAAGUCAAUAUAUUUUUAAUUCAAUCACACAAAUAUUUUGUAACGCUUUCGCUUAUGGAUUAUAAAUUCUUCCCAUUUGGUAGAAUUCGAAGUCUGGAGAGUAUAUAUGUACCUGUAGAAAGAAGCCCGAAUUCAUUAACAUAUAUCAAGAAGAUGUGCAGACUUUUAUAUAACUAUCGUAUAUUUGUUAAAAAAACAGAUCAAGUUAUAGAUAAUCUCGACAAAGAAUUAGCAUCUUUAGGAGCUUACACUCCAUCUAUUCAAAUUCGAACUGCAGUGCGAGUUUUUAAGACACCAUAA
This is a messenger RNA of Ambispora gerdemannii, 1395 nucleotides long. Lineage: Eukaryota; Fungi; Glomeromycota; Glomeromycetes; Archaeosporales; Ambisporaceae. The record is from the annotation of a GenBank genome assembly.